Molecule: messenger RNA, 1809 nt
Organism: Pangasianodon hypophthalmus (striped catfish)
Lineage: Eukaryota; Metazoa; Chordata; Actinopteri; Siluriformes; Pangasiidae
Gene: rnpep
Product: arginyl aminopeptidase (aminopeptidase B)
Biological process (GO): proteolysis
Molecular function (GO): zinc ion binding; metalloaminopeptidase activity
Source: RefSeq, a predicted model, not a curated record
CCAGAGCAGACAGCUGACAAGAGAUUGCAGUUCCUGUACGCCUCAGGUUUUCCUGUGCUAAAUCGGAGUAUGCUGCUCACCUGGUGCAUGUAUAUUCUUCAGGUGUGCUGGCUGGACCAAGAACAGACUGCAGGAAGGGUCACGCCAAUCAUUUUUACCCAAGGCCAGGUUGUGCUCAACUGCUGUAAAAAUUCUGCAUUCUGCAGCAUUAAAGUGUACCAAAAUACUCUUGAGUUCCACAAUGGCAUAACACAUGAGGUAAGACUGUGGAUAUAUAAUGUCAUCACUCAUCAGGUGCCUGAACACUACACAGUGGUUAUGAGUGCCACCAAGUGGGAACACUUGGAAUCAGACAACAACUUCGUAUUCAGAAUGGAUCAGCCCAUUCCUGUCUACUUUGUGGCACUGGCUGUAGGAGACUUGGUAUAUGCUGAGGUGGGCCCCAGGUUAGCAGCACACACUCAAGAUAAUUUGUAUGAUGUGCUGUUCAUGCCUCCAUCAUUUCCAUUAGGAGGAAUGGAGAAUGCCUGCCUGACCUUUCUCACUCCAUGUAUUUUGGUGUGUAACUGCUCACUUGAUGAUGUCAUCAUCCCUGAGAUCUGCCAUAGCUGGUUUGGAAACUUGGUUAUUAAUGCCAGCUGGGGAGAUUUCUGGCUCAAUGAGGGCUUCACAAUAUAUUCCCAAUGCCGAAUCAGCACAGAGGUAAAUGGGGAGGCCUAUACCUGUCUACAGGCAGCAACAGGUAGAGCUUUACUGAGACAACACAUGGACAACACUAAAGAAGUCCGUCCUCUUAACAAACUACAUGUCACGAUUAAACCAGGUCAGCAAAUAUGUUCUCAUCUUUUCCCCCUGGCAUAUGUGGUCAAGUUUAAGUUUUGCAGUGUGAUUGCUGAGGAUAUUCUCGAGUUCUUCCUAGAUUAUUUCCCUGACCUCAAAAUGAAGAUCCCCCACAAAGCUGAAGGUUUGGACUUUGAUAGCUGGCUGAACAUUCCUGGUUGGCCCCCAUACAUACCAGAUCUCUUUAUGAAGCCAGCUGAUCAACUGGCUGAACUCUAGGGAAACAAAAAUGUAGAUAUUAUUACCAUCUGUAAAACUAACAUCCAGUUGUGUUACACUUAUUAAACUGUCUACUUUUGGGACAAGAUCCUUGAGAAAUCUCCACUUCCUGAUUGUACCACUAAUAUUAACUUUGUUUAGGCCAUAUUUAUAGCUGAUGUAUGCUCUUUUUGAAUUAGACUUGAAUUGAUAUUGGUAUUAAUGACGUGAUGCGUUUCCCGUGUUUACCAUUUUGUUUGUUUAUGUGAGCCAAUCUUGAUUGUUUUGAUUCAAAAGUGUUUGUGACUGUACUGGAGUUGUUGGGAUUUUUCUUUCUGCGUCUUCUUUCUAUUCUGUAUUCUAAAAUAUAGAUUUUGACCAAAAAGUAACAAAAAAGUAAAAACAGACCUGCCUCCCCACCUUGAGCCUCUAUCGGAUUUUCCGCUGGAACAGUCACGUGCUGAUAUGUUAAAGCAUGCAUUCGAGCAGGUGGAGGUAACUGACAGGGAAAUGAUGGGGCAGCUCUUACCUUUCCCCAUUUUGCUAUAAUUAGAGAUUGUUUAUUCUGAGUGAGCCAGGACACUCAGACAGGCGAAACAAUGACCCAGUUGUUGGCACCGAAAAGCUGCAGGGAAAUGCUUUUCCACUUGGCUCCUUAUAACUCCAUGGCAGGGCACCUCGGGUUGGAUAAACCACUAGCCCAAUUAAUGGCUCACUUUUAUUUGCUGGGCAUCAGCGGUGAUGUACGCAGGUGGUGUGUGUCUUGCCACA